GCAGCAGUGCCCGCGGGAUUGGCUGAGACGAACGAUGAGCUCAGCUAGCCUCCCUCCCUCCCUCGCUCUCUUUCUCUCUCUGUCUCUCUCAACUCUGCUUUUCUCCUUGCCCCCUUUUGAGCAUCCUUUGGUGAUAUUGUAGACUUCAGCCGCAGAGGCUAGCAGCAGCAUCCAUGGCCUAAACAAGGACCCCUAACCAUCCGACGGCCCGUCGUUACAGGGACACGGGGACUUCAAAACUGAGGGUUUUGGAGGCUGGAAGAGUGAUCUGUCUUGUUUUAUUACAUCUCUCCAUCUGGUAACCAGGGGCUUCUCUUCUCCCCUCCUCCCGUUUCAGGCUCCUUGGAGAUAGAGGAAUGCUAAUCUGCAGUCAUGAUGGAAGGAUUGAAAAAACGCACCAGGAAGGCCUUUGGUAUACGAAAGAAAGAGAAGGACACUGACUCGACGGGGUCACCAGACAGAGAUGGUGGACCACAGAAAAAGUCCAAUGGGGCUCCAAAUGGCUUCUAUGGGGAGAUUGAUUGGGAUAGAUAUACUUCUCCUGAGGUAGAUGACGAAGGCUAUAGCAUGAGGCCAGAUGAAGAAGAAGGAGCAGCCCAAAAAGAGAAGACUCGCUUUUUUUCCUCUAGUGAGUCCGAAGAAGAGGAGGACCACCGCAAAAAGUUUAAGAUCAAGAUCAAACCCCUGCCGGCAGACGCUAGCAUUGCAGCUCCCUCGGUAGAUGAAUUAAAAGCCUCUGUAGGCAACAUAGCUCUGUCUCCCUCUCUUCUGAGGAAUAGUCCGAGACGUAGCCCGGGUCUGGCAAAGAGAAAUACACCUGGUGAAGAAAUUGCACGGCCGAGACGUGCUAUUCCAAAGCCUGUACCAGCUCCCUCCCCUUCCCCAACACCUGCACCUGAACUCACUCCUGAGCCCAAUAGUAAUAAGAAAUCUCCCGUGCCAGAUGACGCAACAGCUUUGUUUGGUCCUCCGCUAGACACAGCCUUUGAUGAGCAGAAGACCAGUGAAGAAUAUGUGGUGAUAGAGGAACCUGAGGUUUGGGGUGCACCCCUACCUGAGCAACACCUAGACUCCUCUCUGGCAAGACCUUUUCCUACAGGAACACUGCCUCCGCUUCCGCCUAAGAAUGUGCUGAGCUCCCCCCCUUCAAGUGAAUCUCCUGCUACUGAACCUACCGACGUGCAGAAUGAAGAUGAGGGUCCAAGGCAGGCCUCACAGAGGCCUUCCUUAGGCGAUCUGGACAACAUCUUUGGCCCAGCGGACUCUCCAAAACCUGGUCAGGAUGCUGAAGACAAGUGGGUCUGCUUCAGUGACAAGUCGCCUGAAAGACCUCUGCCUUCAGAGGACAAGACUCCACUUCCACUCCCCUCGUCUCCACCUCCCUCAGCAGAACCAGCACCUAGAUUACCUAAAUCCCCUCCUCCACAAGAGGAGCCUAGCCUUCCUUUACCAAAAUCUCCACCUCCUCCAGCAGAGCAUGCACCUUCUCCUCCAACCAUUGAACUGCCAAGAGAUAGUCCCCCACCUCUGCCGACAGCCACUCCUCAUCCCAAAGACACCAUUCCUUUUCCCCCAGCUGUCCUGCCUUGUCCAGUUGAAGAGGCCCUGUCCCCACCUACACCAGAUGAUGCUUCACACCAUACUACAGACUUGUCGACAUGUGCUCCUCCGAUGGAGACACGAUCAGACUCAACCGGCCCACCAACUACUCUAGAGGCAAGUGCACACACAACACCCCUGCUUCUGAACCAGGAGGAGAAGAAGAGCCCUGAGGAGAUCCCAUUAAAAGAGGACCAGAGUGAGGGCAGCGAUUCACCCAAAGAGAUAGGUCAAGGACCACGCUCAACACCACCUCCUCCUCCUCCUCCCACAUACAGGGCAGUAGUGACAUCCCCAGGGCCCAUCCCUCCAACUGGUACAGGUGGAAAUGAAAGUGGUUUUUCCUCCCCUGCUCGUUCCUCUACGCCAUUGGCCACCAGCAGCUCUCCCCCUCCCCCACCCCCACCUCGGCCACCCUCACGACCUAAACUGCCUCCUGGGAAACCCAGUGUAGGGGAUGUGAAUCGGCCAUUCAGCCCCCCUGUACAUUCAUCAAGCCCACCACCUUUGGCUCCACUGGCCCGGGCGGAAAGCACCUCUUCUAUCUCCUCCACCAACUCUCUGAGCGCUGCCACCACACCCACCGUCGGUAAAGAGCUUGCAGUGUCUGUGUCAGAAGAUGACGCUUUUGUAGACAAACUACCCAGCUUUGAGAGAUGGUCAGACAUGCCGGCAGAGACCGACCAGCCCUCCCUCGUAUGGUUUGACAGAGGCAAGUUUUAUUUAACCUUUGAAGGCUGUUCUCGAGGGCCCAGUCCCCUCACCAUGGGGGCCCAGGACACACUGCCUGUUGCUGCAGCUUUCACUGAGACAGUCAGUGCCUUCUUCAAAGGAGCUGACCCUAACAAGUGUGUGGUGAAGAUCACUGGAGAGAUGGUGUUGUCCUUCCCAGCAGGGAUCACAAGGCAUUUUGCAAAUAACCCCUCGCCUGCUGUGCUAACCUUCAGCAUAACCAACUACAGUCGCCUGGAACACGUUCUGCCUAACCCCCAGUUACUGUGCUGUGACACCACACAGUCCAAUCCGAACUCAAAGGAGUUUUGGGUGAAUAUGCCAAACCUGAUGACCCAUUUAAAGAAGGUGGCAGAGCAGAAACCACAGGCAACAUACUACAAUGUGGACAUGUUGAAAUAUCAGGUGUUACCGAAGGGUCCACAGUCCACUCCUCUAAAUCUGGCCAUGAGCUGGAGGUGUGAGCCAACCAGUACCGAUCUUAGGAUAGACUACAAAUACAAUGGUGGGGCCAUGACCACUCCCGUCGCCCUCAACAAUGUUCAGUUCCUAAUCCCAGUGGAUGGAGGGGUCAACAAACUGCAGGCUGUGCUUCCCCCAGCUGCCUGGAAUGCAGAGCAGCAGAGAAUCUUAUGGAAGAUUCCAGAUAUUUCACAGAAGUCAGAGAAUGGAGGUGUGGGAUCUCUGCUGGCCCGUUUCCAGCUGUCAGAGGGUCCCAGUAAGCCUGCUCCAGUGGCAGUGCAGUUCACCAGUGAGGGCAGCACAAUGUCAGGCUGUGACAUUGAGCUGGUUGGCCUUGGAUAUCGUUUCUCCCUCAUCAAGAAGAGAUUCGCAGCAGGAAAAUACAUGGCAGAUAUCUAAACGACAUCUCUGAUCCAUACAAGUCUGUGUAUUUUGGACCAGUUAUGAAUAUUUAAAACACAGGACAGAUCGAGACCCUGACCCCUACCUGACCUUUUGGAUAAACCUUUGUAGAAGUACAAUGCAGGUGGACAUCACACACUCCAGCAGUAUUACACAAGCUGCAUUAUAAAAAUGUGGACCGUUUUAGGAUGUAUUUCUUAUAUUUUUGAACUGUAUUUACUUAACAACAUCUGUAUUACAGCAGUGGGUUUGUUUGUAAGGUUUAGCCUCUAUUUCUGUCCAAUGUGUUGUUGGCUGUGCCUACCUGAACCUGAAUAUCUCUGUAUCCCUCUCUAAAAGGGAUACUAAAAAUGUAAUGUUUUUAUUACUCUAUGCAUUCAGUUUGUCAGAGGUAUCAAGCUUUCAGAAAAGGUAGUAAAUUAUCUAAAGUUCUUAGUAUGGUACUGACUCUAAAACAUACUGUAAAAGGAAUGAGCCUCUCUGCCACUAGAUGGCGCUAUACCGUUGCAUGUAGUAUGAGGUCCGUACAGGAUUUAGUAUUGUUAAAGCUUAAUUAGUCUUGAAAAGGAAUUCAGGAAUAUCUCAUUUUAAUUUACUCAAUACAGUCAGGUUAAAGUCAUUAAUUGGAAAUCAGAAGAAAUCAUAUAUUUAUUUAUUUUUAUUUUGUUUUUCAGAAUUUUUAGACAGUCACAGCUUUAAAAGUAUCCUGCUUGCAACACACACACACACAAACAAUGUUCCUCCAAAAAAAAAAAAAAAAAAAAGGAUAAUAUAUAUCUUGAAGGCCGUUUGGUGUUUUCUUGUAUUGUUAAAUAGCCUUUCUGUUGUUCCCGUGGGAACAGUGUUAGAAAUCAGAGUACAUGACAUAAUUCUAUUUUUAUUUAUUCAUGGUAAACUGUAUAUGAAUAGACUUUGAAUGGAAUCACUAUUUAAGAUCCUUAAAGUUAAACAUUUGGACUUUUUGUUAUCUGUGUAGUUGGGUAAGCUGUGUACAGUAUGAUGCUAAGGUAUAAUUUGUACAUUUAUUUCAGAUAUAAUUUUUUUUAACUUAAGUGCAACAGAAGAUUUAUGCUAUAUAUGGGACAGGGGUAAUGUUUA
This is a messenger RNA of Xyrauchen texanus (razorback sucker), 4293 nucleotides long. RefSeq names its product SH3-containing GRB2-like protein 3-interacting protein 1. NCBI's taxonomy places the organism in Eukaryota, Metazoa, Chordata, Actinopteri, Cypriniformes, Catostomidae. Gene Ontology annotation, cellular component: clathrin-coated pit; cytoplasm; clathrin-coated vesicle. The record is from RefSeq and is a predicted model, not a curated record. Gene Ontology annotation, biological process: synaptic vesicle endocytosis; clathrin coat assembly; clathrin-dependent endocytosis.